CAUUUUCGCCGUCAGUCGUGUUCGGGAUCUCGAGUAGAGCGGUCGCAAAUAUUGUAACGCCAAAGAAGUUCCAUCAUAGGAAACCCCUCCCUGGAUUCAGUGAUCAGAAUGAUUGUGGAAGACAACUGCAGUUAAGGCCUGAAAGUGUGAAUGGCUCCUGAUUGAUGAUAGUGUAUAUUUGGAAUGUUUCAUUGAUAGCGUGAGCAACUAAAGUGUAACAAAGUGACCAAUCCAGACGAGCAGGUGAUAACGACGUUACUUAAUCCGCACGCUAAGCGAAGUCGGACGGAAGAAACGGAUGAAAGGCCGUUAUAGUUUCAGUGAUCGACUAUCAAGUGCUGGCAAACAGAAAGUGAAUCAAUUUUUACAACAAUGAAACCCAUACUGGUGGCACUGUUUGCCAUUACGGUGUACUCUGGAAUAACCGAAGGGAUUAGUUCGAGAGACCUGUACAGCUACUUCAAUGAACCGAGCGAUGUCCUACCACGUGGCGACGAGGAGUACGCGGAAGUACAACUGGACGUUCCGGCCCAUUUCUACAGCGAAAAAUAUGAAGUUGUCUAUAUCAACACCAAUGGCAUUCUAACGUUCGGAUCAGAGUUUCAAAAUUAUCUCAAUCUGCCGUUUCCCAUCGAGUAUCCGGCGGUGGCUCCAUUCUAUGCCAACGUAGAUACCACGCUUCCAAACGAUACCGCCGCCAUCGUGUAUUUCAAAUCGACAGACGAAGAACUACUACAUCGCGUUAGCGAUUUAGUGCGUAUCAAUUUCGCCGAAGCGGUCGAUUUCGAAGCUCGACAGGUGUUUGUGGCAACCUGGGAACACGUGGGACAUUUCGAUCUGAAGAACGACGUAACCAAUUCAUUUCAAGUGGCGCUGAUACUGGGCGAUGAGGAGACGUACGUUCAGUUCCUGUAUCCGGAGAAUGGUAUCAACUGGAUUCAGGGUGACACCAAGGAAUCCGGAUUGCCGGAUGUCCGUGCGCAGGCUGGAUUUAUAUCUGAGGAUGGACGGUUCUUCCCAUUGCAAGGCUCCGGAACUGACAAUAUAAGGCAUCUCACAGCGUCAUCGAAUAUUGGUGAAGCUGGCGAGUGGGUGUUCAAGGUUGGUCCGUUUAAUCAGGAAGAAAAUAUAGAGGAACCUAGCGUGUUUGACGAAGAAUCGCAGGAGCCUCGAAGCUGUGCCGAAGGAGGUCAUUUUAAGUGUCACUCAGCUGCGAAGUGCACGGAUACAAAGACUGGAUACUGCUGUGCGUGUAAGGCUGGAUAUUAUGGAAACGGGUACAGUUGCGUAAAGAACGAUGUCCCGCUCCGUGUGGUUGGGUCGGUUAAGGGAACUCUCAAUCAUUGGACGGUGGAUACACAGAUGCAAUCUUAUAUUGUGAUGGCUGAUGGAAGAACCUAUACCGCGUUGAGUCCUCUGGAGGACGACCUUGGUACGACACUACAGUUGACACAGGCCAUCGGUGCAAGUGUUGGUUGGUUGUUUGCUAAGCCUAUUGGCAAUGUCCUAAAUGGGUAUCAGAUCACAGGAGGAAAGUUCAACCAAACGACAACGAUCAACUACCAGGGAUCAAAUGAUAAUCUUCGAAUUGACCUACGAUUCAAUGGAUUGAACCUGUGGGAUCAACUAGCUGUAGACAUCAACAUUGAAGGUCAAGUUGGUCAAGUGCCUCUUGGAGACAAACUUCACAUUGAUGAUUAUUCUGAAAUCUACCAGAGGGUUGGAAGAGAUCGCAUUGAAGCUUACACUUCACAUAAAGCACUCAUGUCUUCUGACGAUCGUGAGCUAGAGUUUACAAUCCAUCAAAUAAUCUUGUUUGAACCUUGCCCGUUCUUGGAACUGGAAGAGAACGCGCCCAACACAAUGUCUACCUUAAAAACCAGUAAGGUCAAUCUUGGUUAUGAGCCCAGGGAGAAGGCCAUACGAAUGGGAAUGUUAAGCAAGAUCAGCUCCGGUGAAAAAGUGAAUCCUUGCGAUGACGCAAACUGCGGUGACAACACCGUUUGCGUUCCAAAUGCCGACGAUACCUUUGAUUGCAACUGUAAAAAUGGAUUCACAUACGUGCCAUACAACAACAACGACCGCGUGAACUGCGUCGACAUUGAUGAGUGUUCGGGAAUCAACAUCUGCGAUGAGAAUGCAGCUUGUAUCAACGAACCGGGUGGCUACAAAUGCGAAUGCUUCGAAGAAUUUGAGGGCAAUGGGUAUCAGUGUGAAAGAAUCGAUCCAAGUGCUACCAGUUCGGUUAUGGUUCCGACACCGGCUAAUACCUAUUACGAAGUGGACGCGCAUACUCCGAAACCCAGAGAUGAUUAUUGUGAGCAUUGUUCCGAGUUUGCGGAUUGUAUAAAAGGAUACUGCGAGUGUAAAGCAGGAUACGCUGGUGACGGAUACGUUUGUGAGAAUCCAUGUGACACUGAUCAAAUAUGGAACGGCGAAGCCUGUGUCAAACAGGGAUCUACUGAGGAAUAUGAAAUUGCGCCCUUCUGUACCGUUCAGGGAUGCACAUGUCCGACCGGAUACAUCCUAAUUCAGUACGCGUUUGAUCAGAUCUGUCGCUUAGUGGAAGUACAACCGGACGAACAGCACCUACCGUCUUGCGAUGUGGAAAAUCACUGCAGCCCCCUGGCAAAUUGCGAAUGGAACGAACUUCAGUAUCGCUACGAGUGCGUGUGCAAUCCGGGCUACGAUGGUGAUGGGUUCACCUGCAUAGAGAAGGAAGUCUCAUGUCUCGAUGAGGAGGACUUGUGCGAUCAGCAUGCGUCGUGCAACUACAUUGUCCACUUGAAAAAGUCAGUCUGUGUAUGCAACAAGGGAUACGAUGGCGAUGGCCGCACUUGCCAUCUUGCUCCGGAAUGUGCCGUAGAUGAUGACUGUGGAAUGCAUUCGGUGUGCAGCGAAGGACUCUGUGUUUGUCAACCCGGCUACGAACGGGACAUAUCGGACUUCUGUGUACGAGCUGGAUCAUGUGGAGGCACUUACUGUGCAGAAAACGCCAUCUGCAAAUACGAUUCCCACCAAAACAUCCCAUAUUGUCACUGCCCCGAAGGGCACGUUGGAGAUGGCGUUCGUCAGUGCAAGUCUGUACCGCCACCGUGUAACGUACGUAAUAACUGUGGUAUACACGCAACUUGUGGACCUAACUUCAGGGAGCCAUCCAAGUACGAGUGCACGUGUAAUCCAGGGUUCUUUGGAGAUGGCUUCCUUUGCAGUCCGGAGAGGAAUUGCGUCAAUAUACCAGACCUUUGCGAUCCCAAUGCAAAAUGCGUCAGCACAACUUCCGGAUACCAAUGUGCUUGCAACCAAGGUUUCAUCGGUAACGGAACUGUUUGCAAUACUGCUCCACGGCUCGAUUCUGGAUUCUUGUUAAUUAGCCAGGGUGUUGCGACCGUUAAGGUUCCAUUUAAUGGUGCACGCGGAGUUCCGGUGACUAUGGCUCAGAUGGCCAUCGGGGUUGAUAAAGAUUGUGCCGAAGGUCGAAUCUACUUUAGCGACAUUUCGGCAAAGCAGAUCUUCAGCUGCAAGUAUGAUGGAACCGAUCGUAAGCCAUUUAUCACCAAAGAUAUCCUCUCACCCGAGGGUGUAGCCGUCGAUUGGAUUUCUCGGCGACUGUAUUGGACGGAUUCGGCGAAGGAUACCAUUGAGGUUGCAAGUCUGGAAAAUCCCAAUCUACGAGCCGUGAUCGUUUCGAAAUACCUUGUAAAUCCUAGAGGCAUCGCAGUUGAUCCACAUCAGAGCAAACUGUACUGGUCGGACUGGAACCGUGAGAGUCCUAAAAUCGAGUGGGCAAAUUUGGACGGUACGGAACGUCACGUGCUGGUUGAUGGACCUCAAGUUGAGUUGCCGAACAGCAUACAGGUCUCUCCGGGAACGGGUGAAUUAUGCUACGCCGACGCUGGUACCAAAAAGAUCGAGUGCAUAGACACCUAUACCAAGCACAUUCGGACCGUUGCCAGUAACCUAACCUAUCCAUUCGGAUUGGCCGUCACAGACGAUCACUUCUAUUGGACCGAUUGGACAACGAAAAAGGUAGAAUCCAUCAACGCUUACGGAGAACGUGAAAAAGGCAUUCCAUCGCCCGUUUUCGGAAGUCACAAAAUGUACGGCAUGACGGCCGUAACCGACAGGUGUCCACUGUUCUACAGUCCGUGUGUCGUCAACAAUGGCGACUGUUCGGAGAAGAGAAUCUGUCUAUCAAAUCCACGAGCUCCGUCUGGAAGGGGCUGCAAGUGCGCCGAUGACAACAAUUGCAAUGACGUAAUUCUGGACUAUUAAAGACGGUCCUGCGAGGAUCGUUUGAUAGAAGGUUUAGUGUCUUAAGUGAAGUGAAUAAUCAGUAAUGAUUCUACGCAAAGUAUGUUUUUUGAAUGCCAUAAUGUA
Ochlerotatus camptorhynchus is the source of this 4380-nucleotide messenger RNA. It is a transcript of the gene Ndg, whose product is annotated as Nidogen. Gene Ontology annotation, biological process: cell-matrix adhesion. Lineage: Eukaryota; Metazoa; Arthropoda; Insecta; Diptera; Culicidae. The record is from RefSeq and is a predicted model, not a curated record. Gene Ontology annotation, molecular function: calcium ion binding. The transcript is spliced from 10 exons. The coding region runs from base 373 to 4275 and encodes 1300 amino acids.